This is a messenger RNA of Aethina tumida (small hive beetle), 821 nucleotides long. Its product is annotated as serine/threonine-protein phosphatase 6 regulatory ankyrin repeat subunit C-like. The record is from RefSeq and is a predicted model, not a curated record. The transcript is spliced from 6 exons. Lineage: Eukaryota; Metazoa; Arthropoda; Insecta; Coleoptera; Nitidulidae. The coding region runs from base 18 to 686 and encodes 222 amino acids. Gene Ontology annotation, molecular function: protein binding.
AAAUAACUUAACUAAGUAUGUUAGAAAGUUUUAAAAUGUCAUAUUUGGACGGACUUGAAUUGUGGUACCAUGAUAAUGCAUUUUUGGCAUAUGCAAGGUUAUUUAUUAUUCUCUUGAUUACCAUGCAAGUAGGAAGUUGGAUAUGGUGUAAAUAUAAAAGACAUAGUUGUGAAGGAAUUCAAGCACAAUUAUUAAGAGCAUUUGAGGAAAAUAAGAUUGUGGAAAUCAUAGAAAUAUUAAAUUCACAUCCCAAUAUCAUCAAUCAGUCAAUUUUAGAUACCGGAUAUACACCAUUUAUGAUUGCGUGUUCAUUAAACGAGACUCUGUUAGUCAAAGUUAUGUUAUCAAAAGGUGCCGAUAUUCACAAAAACACACCUCACAAUGAUUCUGUUUUUUAUUUGGCAAUAUUUCACUAUAUUAGAAAUCCAGGAAAUUUAGAUGCUUCUUGUAUUCGAGAACUUUAUUAUGCAGGAUGUGAUAUUAAUGCACCCAAUGGCAACGGGUACACGCCUUUGCAGAUGGCUGCGAUGUUUGGCCACACUGCUCUUGUAAAUUGGUUGCUUAACAAAAACGGCUCCGUAUCGGUUUAUCCUCAUCCCAUUGCAAUUGCUUCUUCAUAUGGUCAUCUAGAGACAGCUGAGCUUAUUUCCAAUUGGGUUAUUUCUCAAGAAUAUAUGUUGAAUUAGACAUGUAUAUAUUUUUUUCUCUAAUCUUACGGUUAUAUAUCUGAAUUAAAUAUGUCAUUCUAAUUAAUAUGAAAUUCGUAUGUAAUAGGAUACAAUAAAAUUUAUAUUAAUCAUUUUAUUAAAUUUUAAUUUUAA